AGGACACUUUAAUUAGGAUCUGAAAAACAUUACAAGUGAACAAACUCCUUUCUGUUCUGAACUCUGAUCCUCUGGGAUAUGCUUAGACGGUACCACGUGAACUAAAGGAGGGGUCUCCAAACCUGCACACCCACUAAAAGUCAUGCCUGUAACCAGACCCCGGAUACAUUUUGGAAGAUAAGCGCACAGACUUUUCUUGUCAGAUGUUUUUUAAAGUUUGAGCUGUAAAAGCGAGAUAUGGGCUGUAACUGAUUAAAUACGUGAAUGUUGUAAUCACCCGUGCAGUCUUUAUCUGCGCCUGAGAAUUAGUACACAUUUUACCACUGUUAGCACGCCAGACCUCCGUCAGAUCAGAGCGGACCAGUGUGCAGCUAUGUCAGGGGACGGGACCGAUCAGCGAGCGCUCCAGUAUGAGCAAACUUUGAUGUAUGGCAGAUAUACCCAGGAGCUGGGGGUAUACGCCAAAGAAGAAGCAGCACGCUUGCGGGAGGAGACCAGUUUCAGGAGGACACCGCUCAGCCGGUCUGCGGAGCUGCUGGAGUACGACAAGAGCCGCUGCGCCAGGUGUCGAAGGAACUCUUUUAUGCUAGAUGCUGCAGCUCAAGACAUUUUCUCUGUCUGCACGGUGAGAUGCCAGAAGUUCCUGAUCUCCAGGGUGGGGGAGGACUGGAUCUUCCUGAUCCUGCUCGGGCUUCUGAUGGCGCUGGUGAGCUGGGCCAUGGACUACGCCAUCGCUGUCUGUUUGCAAGCACAAGAAUGGAUGUACGGUGGGCUGGACAGCAACGUCUUCCUGCAGUACCUGGCCUGGGUCACCUUUCCCGUGGUCCUCAUCACCUUCUCCGCGGGAUUCACGCAGAUUCUCGCACCCCAGGCAGUCGGCUCUGGGAUUCCCGAGAUGAAGACAAUCUUGCGCGGGGUGGUCCUCAAAGAAUACCUCACUUUCAAAACCUUCGUGGCCAAGGUGAUCGGCCUGACCUGCGCCCUGGGGAGCGGUAUGCCCCUUGGGAAAGAGGGUCCGUUCGUGCACAUAGCCAGCCUGUGUGCGGCACUGCUCAGCAAGUUCAUGUCACUGUUUGGUGGAAUUUAUGAGAACGAGUCUCGAAACAUCGAGAUGCUGGCAGCGGCCUGCGCUGUGGGGGUCGGCUGCUGCUUCGCUGCACCCAUCGGCGGCGUCCUCUUCAGCAUUGAAGUAACCUCCACGUUCUUCGCUGUCAGAAACUACUGGCGAGGCUUCUUCGCAGCCACCUUCAGUGCCUUCAUCUUCCGAGUGCUGGCUGUCUGGAACAAAGACGAGGAGACCAUCACUGCACUGUUUAAGACUCGGUUCCGCCUGGACUUCCCCUUUGAUCUCCAGGAGCUGCCUGCCUUCGCUGUCAUUGGGAUUGCCAGUGGGUUUGGAGGAGCCCUCUUCGUUUAUCUGAACAGGAAGAUCGUUCAGUUCAUGAGGAAACAGAAAACCAUCAACAAGUUCUUAAUGAAGAAGCGCCUGCUGUUCCCUGCUCUGGUAACCCUCCUCAUCACCACUCUCACCUUCCCCCCAGGGUUCGGACAGUUCAUGGCAGGACAGCUCACUCAAAAGGAGACUCUGGUCACCCUCUUUGAUAACCGCACCUGGGCCAAGCAGGGCAUCUCGGAGGAGUUUGUGCACCUCACCACCUCGGGGGCGUGGAAGCACCCUCACGCCAACGUCUUCGUCACCCUCGUCGUCUUCAUCCUCAUGAAGUUCUGGAUGUCUGCCCUGGCUACCACCAUCCCCGUCCCCUGUGGAGCCUUCAUGCCAGUCUUUGUGAUAGGGGCUGCGUUCGGCCGGCUGGUUGGGGAGAGCAUGGCGGCCUGGUUUCCGGACGGCAUUCACGCAGACGGGAACGUUUACCGCAUUGUGCCCGGUGGCUACGCCGUGGUGGGAGCGGCAGCGCUGGCUGGAGCAGUGACCCACACCGUGUCAACAGCGGUCAUCGUGUUCGAGCUGACCGGCCAGAUCUCUCACAUCCUCCCUGUGAUGAUUGCGGUGAUCAUGGCCAAUGCCGUGGCCCAGAGCCUGCAGCCCUCGCUGUACGACAGUAUCAUCCGCAUCAAGAAGCUUCCCUACCUGCCCGAGCUGGGCUGGGGCCACCAUGAGAAGUACAAUAUCCGCGUGGAGGACAUCAUGGUGCGUGAGGUGCGCUAUGUCACCCUGAACUGCUGCUAUCGGGACCUGCACAACGUGCUGCAGAUAGGCAACCUCAAGACCCUGGCGCUGGUGGAGUCUGCAGAAUCGAUGAUCCUCCUGGGCUCCAUCGAGCGCUCGCAGCUCCAGGCUCUGCUCACCCAGCAACUAGGGCGGCAUAACCGCAUGGCAUACCUGCAGGAGAGGGCACAGGCUGCUAAGAAGCGCCUCUCCAACCACAGCCAGGGCCAGGGCGGCAACGAGCCGGGCAUCCAGCGUGCCAGCCAGGAGGUGCGCUUCCAGAUCUCCACGGAUACGUCCACAUUCAGCCCCUCGAACGCAGGACUGCAGAAGCCCCUGAAGCCAGCACUGAAACGAGCCUCCUGCCCCACAGUGGAGACCCCCACUGGGCCUGUGGACAACACUGCCAUCGCCUUAAAAAACCUGUUCUGUGUCAACCCAGUAAGCGAGCCCGCCGAGAACAAUGAGCUGUCAGGUGCCCCUGACAACAGAAAGCCCAAACAAGUGACAAUAUCCAUCGUGGACGAGUUUGACGUGGAAGAUGACAUGACGGUAUUGGAGGUAGCCGAGUGGGAGGAGAGGCAGCUGGAAGAGCAGGUCAACUUCAACAACUGCAAGAUCGACCCGGCGCCGUUCCAGCUGGUGGAGAGGACGUCCCUUCACAAGACCCACACUAUCUUCUCUCUGCUGGGCUUGGACCAUGCCUACGUCACCAGCAUCGGCAGGCUGAUCGGGGUAGUGUCGCUCAAGGAGCUGAGGAAGGCGAUUGAAGGCUCGGUGACGGUGAAAGGUGUGAAAGUGCGCCCCCCGCUGGCCAGUUUCCGGGACAGCGGCACCACCAGCAGCAGCGAGACGGAGACCACGGAGAUCCACAAGCUGUGGGACCGGCACAAGAGGAUAUCUCUGCCACGCGAGUCCAGUCCUUCGGAGACCGACGACAAAUCCCAGUGACAGGAGAGCGUGCGAGCGCCGUGGCCCAGGCAAAGACUCUGCCGGCCGGGACCCCAGAACCUAUCCCACUGAAUCCACUUUACUGCACUGCGGGGGUCCCCCAGCACGUAGAAUUAGGAGCCCUUGAGGGACGAUGAGUGUGUGUGCAGAUAGCAGAAGAAAAUGGGACUUUUUAUUGUACAUGUUGAACGUCUUGCAAGCUUGUUUGUCUGGGCUACCCCUGUCAAUGAGGCGUAUAUGUGAAGGUUGUAGUCCGGGUUGAACGAGCUGCACGGACUCCCACUACGUAGAGCUUGGUAAGAGAUUUCAGCAGGCGUAUGUGUAAUUGAGUGUAAGGAAAUAAUCCCUGCGCUUUAUUCAAAUGGGUAGCUUCGGGUACAGAGCAUAUUAUAAUCUUAAAUAGGGACAAGUUCUAUGCAACGGGAGUCUUAUUGCCAUUCUGUAUGUACCUGUAUGUCUGUACAGUACACCCACACACUAUGGGUCAAGAAAUGGGAAACAGACAUUAGAAUCUUUUAAUCGAUUUAAUCAGAGCAUGUGAAUGAUCGAUUAAUCGCGUAUCUGUAAGUCCUAAAUUAUACACAAUUGUGAAAUGAAUGUAAAAGUGUUUAAUGAAAGAGAUGACUUAAUUUAUUAUAUUUUAUUUAGCUUGGACAGAUUCAAUUGAUCUGUUUAACAAAAACAUAUAAGUGAUGUGAUAAAUCAAUUAAUCUUUAAUCAUAAAUUUAUUAUAAUUUGUAUUCCUGCAUUAUUAUUUAAAACUCAGAACUAUUGGUUCGGUUUAUGGAUGUAAAUUACUGGAAGCAAUCUCUAAACUUGUGGCCAGUAGUGUGUGUGUGUCUGUAUCACAUACCUGAUUAUUGCAUAUCGCAGGCAUAAUCAAAUGAAGAGAAAUGCGGUCCUGAUAAUGGUAAAUGUCUGUUCGUUUGAUAAAUAUUCAGGAAUCCUGGCUAUGCACUUACCAUGCCUCUCCUCCAGGGGGGUUGCAAGCAGGCUGGGUUAGCAAGCUGCAGUACUGACAGCAUUCACAGACCGCAGGACAGUGAGCAUUGCUGAGCAUCACCAGGGGAAGCAAAUAGCACAGGUGCCUAUAGGGGGCGCCACCAAGGCAUUUGAAUUCCUGCGAGAAAGGCAUCUUGCAGGCAUGGCAAUUGGAUGCACUAGUGGCACCCACUAUAGGCAGCUGUGGUAUUUGCUUCCCCCGGUGAUGCUCAUCAUUGUUCACUGUUCUUCUUAUUCACACCUACAGUGACUGCUGGUAUGUGCUUUCCAUGGUGCCUUGGUGCUAUACGCUGUGAACUCAUCUGAUAGAGCAGCUUGCUGAACUGCACAACCCUGUAUGUGACAGGAAACAGGGAUACUGAUGUGUCUGCUAUUUAAUAUAGGCUGCUUGAAAUGUACAUUAUCCAGUAACUAAACACACACUAGCAGAGCAGGGCAGAAACAGACAAGCUCUGUUCAGGAGUUCGAGGCUCCUCCGAUAGAUACUUUAAAUACUCGAGACCUUUUCACAGCCCUUUGCUUUUUAUGUGCAAUCCAUUUUUUGUUUACAUUUGUAUGCAUGCUAGUCUUUACUUGCAAACACAGGACAUGCAGGGAAUUGAAUGAGCAUACCUGUCAUACAUUCUCAUAUAUAGUCUUCCAUUAGUCAGAGGGUCUGUGUGAAGCAGCCAUAACAGUGCAGAACAAGGAGAAGAGUUUCUGAAUAUAUUCUGCUUUACGGUCUACAGGCCUCUUCACACACUGACGCUGCUGCUAUUGAAAAAAGACGUUUACAGAGCAAUCAAUCUGACACAUGAAUGGGCAUCUACACACAAACCAUACCCUACCACAAACACUGAACUGAAUCCUAAGCUCAAGGUUCCUAUUAGAUUGCCGUGGGUGCGUGAAUGCAUGUGUACUAAAGUAAUGACUGCUAUGUGAAAUUCACUUUUGUAAUGUCACUUUAUGUUCUUUGAGCAGACUAGCCCUGCUGUGUGACUGGCAUAUAGGGCGUGCCAGUGCACAAGGCCUGUGUUCCUAAGUGGCGGGCUCACACUUUUUCAUUUAGCUGUGCUACACUCCAGACUUCCUCUGUUUCAUUCCAGAAACACUCGGAUUAGUCCUGACUACUUCGGUGCUGUAAGCGACCACCACGCCAGCUUCCAUGUUACAGAACCAGCACCCCUGUGCUGGAAGCGUCCGGGAAUGCCCCUUAUUAAACUGGCGUGAGGAAAUCAAAGUUGUUUCAGUCGGGGCUCAGGCACCACGUUAUUAAAGAUGGUGGCCUGGCACCAGAGUCUCAGCUUACCCCCUCACACCUCCACCCAUGCAUGGCAGCAGGCCGUCUAGUCUAGUUACUGAGAAUGCAUGCUGUUCGGGCUGUUUUCUGUAGACUGUUUCGCUGUUCAAAUCCAACAUAUUUUCAGAGGAGAGCAGUACAUUUUUAUUAUGAUUAUCAUUGUUGUUAGUUUGUUUGUGUGCUUGAUUUGUUUUUAUUAAUUAUUCAUUAUUUAUAAUCGUUCGCCAUUAACUGCCAUUUCUUGAACCUGUUGUUUUUGACAACGCUGUACUGUAAAGUGCAGCAAAAGAACACUAAAGGAAGGUUUACAAUUUUUAAUAUAUUAAACAUUAUCACUGUAAUUUAAUGUGAAUUAAAUUUAUACUGCGAUGCUUAACAUCAGGACAAAAUAUAUAUGUAUUGUUUUAAGAAAAGAAAAAUGAAUAAAAUUAAUUCAGAGAUUUGUCUGCAAGGAUCCAAAACUUCUGUCUCCCUUUAAAAAACAAAACCCUGCCUGGAAACUGGAAAGCAAUGUAGUUCAUGUGAAUGCUACGUUGUGAACAGCGAUCACCAGGCUCAGAUAUGCAAGUGCAAGCAGUUUGGAUCGUUGCACACAUCCUCUGGUACAGAAUGUCAUUUCCUUUUUGUCCUCCUUCUUGUUUUCUUGCUGUUUAACUGGAACUAAUCACAGGGGUAGAAACUGCAGGGGCAGGUUUUUAAUGAUUACAACUCAGAUAGUGCUGAGGAUUGUUCUUUGAAAUCCUUUGAAAUAAUAGAUGUGUGCAAUAACUCCUCCUCAUUUCAUUUUGUAACAAGAUUUACUCUACUACUUGACACGAAUGCAAAAUAACCUUAUUUUUGUAAAAAAAAAAAAAAAAAAAAAAAAUUGAAACGAUUGUCUGGAGGUAACACUCUGUUCGUGCUUCAUGGCUGUGCUGCCUUGCACCUUAAUCACUGAAUGUAUUAGUCCGAUCUUGCUGUCAUGUUUUUGAUGCUUAACAAAUGCCAAUAUCUGUAUAUAUAUGAAAACAUCUUGGGAAAUGCAGAUUAACAAAUUUACAGUGAUAUUUUUCAGAACAAAGAAGAAAUGUUUUGUAUAUCGGAGAGAAAUAAUAAACAUUUUAACACAUUGAAA
Messenger RNA from Acipenser ruthenus (sterlet), 6513 nucleotides. RefSeq names its product chloride channel protein 2-like. Gene Ontology annotation, cellular component: membrane. Bases 374 to 3118 code for a protein of 914 amino acids. The record is from RefSeq and is a predicted model, not a curated record. Gene Ontology annotation, molecular function: voltage-gated chloride channel activity. Gene Ontology annotation, biological process: chloride transport; transmembrane transport. The transcript has 25 exons. NCBI's taxonomy places the organism in Eukaryota, Metazoa, Chordata, Actinopteri, Acipenseriformes, Acipenseridae.